UAUGUUGGUCCGAUACUCGAGCGAUAUACAGUCGAAACAGGACGUUAAGGUAGCGAGAGAGAGACAGACAGAGAGAGAGAGAGAAAUACAGCCCCACCCACACUGUUUUAUUCUCUUUCACAUAUAAAGAGCCAACAUCCGGGUCUUUCCCACUUCAGAAUCUCUUGCUUGUACUUUAGCCGCCUCUAACGGCUCCGUCUCUGCGUUUAAACCGCCUCAAAUUAACAGGAGCAGGAGUAACAGCACAUUUCUCCACUGUCAUCUGUCUUUCGGGCUCUGUUACGCACCACUGUCGUGAAACAACGUUACUAUAGUUACAACUAUAGGCGGAUACAAACUUCCUCUCGCCGUCCCGGUGUCCGCCCACUGUCGACACCCAGAAACACCCUGAAAUCUGGCAGGACCUGAAUUACAGGAGGCGCGUCUCUCUGUCCGUCACACAUCAUCGGUCUAUAAACCCACUUGCUGACUGAUAAGGAAGAAGGAACUGCCAAGGAAAUAACUUCGUAAGACAGCAAUCUGUUUUUGGUCGUUUUCCUUCUCAUCAUGCAGGACAGACGCGCUUUUCUCAGCCCCUUCCCCAGACCCAGGUGUCUGGCUGCAGCCGCCCCGGCAGGAAAGGCCAAGUUGACUCAUCCAGGGAAGGCGAUCCUGGCAGGUGGAAUUGCAGGUGGAAUAGAGAUUUGCAUCACGUUCCCCACAGAGUAUGUCAAAACACAGUUACAGCUGGACGAGAAAGCCAAUCCACCCAAAUACAGAGGGAUAGGUGACUGUGUGAAGCAGACUGUGCAGAGUCAUGGUGUGAGAGGUCUGUACCGAGGACUCAGCUCGCUGCUGUAUGGAUCCAUACCCAAGUCUGCUGUCAGGUUCGGAGUGUUUGAAUUCCUCAGUAAUCAUGCAAAGGAUGAGUCUGGUCGUCUGGACGGCACCAGAGGUAUGCUGUGUGGACUGGGCGCCGGGGUGUUGGAGGCCGUUCUGGUUGUUUGUCCAAUGGAAACUGUUAAGGUGAAAUUUAUUCACGACCAGACGUCAGCGUCACCCAAAUACAGGGGUUUCUUCCAUGGAGUUGGAGAAAUAGUCAGACAACAAGGUCUAAGAGGAACUUACCAGGGUCUCACCGCCACUGUCCUCAAACAAGGCUCCAACCAGGCCAUUCGAUUCUAUGUGAUGACCUCUCUGAAGAACUGGUAUAAAGGUGAUGACCACAACAGGGCCAUAAACCCCCUGGUGACCGGUCUCUUUGGAGCCAUAGCAGGAGCAGCCAGUGUAUUUGGAAACACUCCACUGGAUGUCAUCAAGACUCGGAUGCAGGGUCUGGAGGCUCAUAAAUAUAAAAGCACAGUUGACUGUGCUAUGAAGAUCCUGAGAUAUGAAGGCUUGGCCGCUUUCUAUAAAGGGACAGUCCCUCGUCUGGGCCGCGUCUGUCUGGACGUGGCCAUAGUUUUCAUCAUCUAUGAGGAAGUGGUCAAGGUCCUGAACGCCGUCUGGAAGACGGACUGAGCCGCUCCGUGAACCCAACGAAGAGUGUCCCGCUUCCUGCUUUCCGGGAAUCAGACACAGAUCCAAGUUUAGUA
Messenger RNA from Cynoglossus semilaevis (tongue sole), 1574 nucleotides. RefSeq names its product tricarboxylate transport protein, mitochondrial. The coding region runs from base 547 to 1500 and encodes 317 amino acids. Gene Ontology annotation, molecular function: citrate secondary active transmembrane transporter activity. Gene Ontology annotation, biological process: mitochondrial citrate transmembrane transport. The transcript has 9 exons. NCBI's taxonomy places the organism in Eukaryota, Metazoa, Chordata, Actinopteri, Pleuronectiformes, Cynoglossidae. Gene Ontology annotation, cellular component: mitochondrion. The record is from RefSeq and is a predicted model, not a curated record.